Molecule: messenger RNA, 2129 nt
Organism: Poecile atricapillus (Black-capped chickadee)
Lineage: Eukaryota; Metazoa; Chordata; Aves; Passeriformes; Paridae
Gene: C17H17orf58
Product: chromosome 17 C17orf58 homolog
Exons: 5
Coding region: 91-1233 (380 amino acids)
Molecular function (GO): protein binding
Source: RefSeq, a predicted model, not a curated record
UCCCCUCAGGCUGCCUCUCAUUAGCAUGAAUCAGGGGAAGGGCAUAAAAGACUCCAGUUCAUUUUGAGUCUGGAAAAUCUUUACUUCAAAAUGACAACUCAAGUGUUCUGGCUCCUCUGUUUUGUCAUUAGAUCAUCUUCUGGAUCCCUGCCCUAUGCUGAGAAACCCGGCCAGGCUCUCAGCAAAGACGUUUUUAGCUCAGCAGCAGCUGCUGCUGUUGAGGUGAAAGCUCCAGCGCAGGGCACGGGCAGUGCCAGCGGGAAUCCCAGGGCAGGCCGGCUCCAGGGAAUGCCUCCCGCCCACCCGCAGCGGCCAAAGCCCCCGAGAAUCCCCUCCCUCGCCUCCGACAAGAAGAAACGCGCGGAGCCUUCCCUGGAAAACAGCACAGGGCUGAGGAAGCACCUCGGGCAGCACGGAGGGCUCCUGGUCCUGGGCAGCCCGGCCCAGGGCGCUGCUCCCGGCCCGAGGGACGCCGGCCAGGCCAACAGGCCCCACACGGAGCGGCGGCGGGCCCAGGCUGCCAACAGCGUGUGGGCCCGCGGCCUGCGCACCGAGCCCGCCCACACAAAGGUGACGGCCCUGCUGCGAGCUCACCCUUCUCCAGACUCUGCAGCAGUGGUGUCAAACGAUCCUAACACGCUGCACCGCCUCAACCGAGCGGGGAAGGCAAUCCCCCACAAACACCCCGAUCCCUUCACGAGCAUCCCCAAACCUUCCUGGGUCACCAACCGCUGGGCGCCCGGCUCGAUGUACCUGGGCGUGCUGAGGAAAGAUGGUGACAAGGAGAAGAUGUGUCUGACAGAGUGCAGGAAGGAGCGGGAUGAAGUGGAGGCUUUCUGUGCCAGCGAGUUUGCAGUGAAUGGAAUUGUUUAUAACCUGGAAAGCCUGGGGAAUGGAGUCCAGUGGAUUACCCUCUUGGUAGACAGUGAUGGACUGUACAAGAUGAGUCGCCUCUAUGUCACUCCAGACGCCGCCUUCUUCCGAGUUCACAUCCUGGUUGUGGAUACUUUAAACUGCAGUAAACCAUGCCCAGACUUUAAACUUGGCAGCAGGUACAUCGUGAUGGGGCACAUCUACCACAAGCGCCGGCAGGUGCCCGCCGAGCUGCUGCCGGCCCUGGGCGGGCGGCUACGGCCAGGGGACGGCUGGGUCGGGAGCAGCAGCAGCUACGUGAGGAGAUUCAACAGGAAAAGGGAUCUCAGGGUGAGGGCAGCGCGCUCCAAGUGUCCAUAAGGCUCUGAGGGCUCCGUCCAGGAUGUGGGAGCAGCGGGAUCCACCCCCAGAACACACCUGGCUGUGGGCAGUGCUCCCGUCUGGAACCGCAAUCCAACACCUGCUUUUGUGCUUUAGCGAACACUGGGUGCCUCGAGCAGGCACCCUUGGUGAGGUUCAGCACAGAAGUCAGUCUAGGGAAUGUUAACUGGCCCUGAAUUUGCUCCAGCUGCUUUCAGAGCCACAGGUUAUUGUUGCUUCCCCUGCUGCAGUGUGCCCCAAAUAAUCUGUAGUAAGUGUAAUGCAAAAUUCUGGCAGCUUCAUCCUCAAUAGACAAAAACUGCACUUUGAACCCUUUACCUUGAACAGAUUAUAUGAUACCACAACUUUAUCUACACAGGAUGUUCACUGUGCUUUCACAGUUCUGCCUAAAGUAUCACAUGCAUUUGAUUUCAGAGAAACCAACACCACUAAGUACCAUUUGUAUUAUUUUUGCCUCCUCAACCAUGUCCAUGGUAUUUUUGAAAAUGACACCAUUAUUCCAGCAGAGCUGGAUGUUCACACAAAGCAUACAGAAUAGAGUGUAAUAAUUUGAGUAUAUGAACACACUGACUGAAAGCAAAUCAAGAACUGCAAAACACAAAUGGCCAGUUGCAUUUACAAGUGACAGCGCAGGGAAUGCAAAAUGAGCAUGGGCUGCAUACAGUGGGUGUGGCUGGGCACUUCAUCCCAGAGCUGUGCUGAAUGCCAUUCCCCAGGAGAAAUAUUGCCAAGCUUGUACUUGCACAAGAGUAAAGUUACUUUUUAAAUCAAAAAUACAGUAUUUUAAUACCUUUAAUGUGGUGAAAUUGAGAUGUUUGUUGUUCCCGGUCAGUAUUCACAGAUAAUAAGUCUGUAAAAGAAACUAAUAAAAUGCU